Molecule: messenger RNA, 2358 nt
Organism: Mesocricetus auratus (golden hamster)
Lineage: Eukaryota; Metazoa; Chordata; Mammalia; Rodentia; Cricetidae
Gene: Cat
Product: catalase
Exons: 13
Coding region: 108-1691 (527 amino acids)
Biological process (GO): response to hydrogen peroxide; hydrogen peroxide catabolic process
Cellular component (GO): mitochondrion; peroxisome; cytoplasm
Molecular function (GO): catalase activity; heme binding
Source: RefSeq, a predicted model, not a curated record
CACCUCUCCAGCCAGCCUGGCCGUUGUGAUUGCUUACCCCGGGUAGAGACUACCAGUGCACCCAGCUGUCCUACCUGCCACGCUCUGCAGCUCAGAAAUCCUACACCAUGGCGGAUAGCCGGGACCCAGCCAGCGACCAGAUGAAGCAUUGGAAGGAACAACGGUCCUCACAGAAACCGGAUGUCCUGACCACUGGAGGCGGGAACCCAAUAGGAGAUAAACUUAAUAUCAUGACUGCUGGGUCCCGAGGACCCCUUCUCGUUCAGGAUGUGGUUUUCACUGAUGAGAUGGCACAUUUUGACAGAGAGCGAAUUCCUGAGAGAGUGGUGCAUGCAAAGGGAGCAGGUGCCUUUGGAUACUUUGAGGUCACUCACGAUAUUACCAGGUACUGUAAGGCAAAGGUGUUUGAGCACAUUGGAAAGAGGACCCCCAUUGCCGUUCGAUUCUCCACAGUCGCUGGAGAGUCAGGCUCAGCUGACACAGUUCGUGACCCUCGUGGGUUCGCAGUGAAAUUCUACACUGAAGAUGGUAACUGGGAUCUUGUGGGGAACAACACCCCUAUUUUCUUCAUCAGGGAUGCCUUAUUGUUUCCAUCCUUCAUCCAUAGUCAGAAGAGAAACCCACAAACUCACCUGAAGGACCCUGACAUGGUCUGGGACUUCUGGUGCCUCCGUCCAGAGUCCCUCCAUCAGAUUUCCUUCUUGUUCAGUGACCGAGGGAUUCCAGAUGGACAUCGGCACAUGAAUGGCUACGGCUCACACACGUUCAAGCUGGUUAAUGCAAACGGAGAGGCCGUCUAUUGCAAGUUCCAUUACAAGACCGACCAGGGCAUCAAAAACUUGCCUGUUGCAGAGGCGGCCAGACUUACCCAGGAAGAUCCAGAUUACGGCGUCCGCGAUCUUUUCAAUGCCAUUGCCCAAGGCAACUAUCCAUCCUGGACUUUUUACAUCCAGGUCAUGACUUUCAAGGAGGCAGAAACUUUCCCAUUUAAUCCAUUUGAUCUUACCAAGAUUUGGCCUCACCAGGAGUACCCUCUUAUACCAGUUGGCAAACUGGUCUUAAACAGAAACCCAGUUAAUUACUUUGCUGAAGUUGAGCAGAUUGCUUUUGACCCAAGCAACAUGCCCCCUGGCAUUGAGCCCAGCCCUGACAAAAUGCUUCAGGGACGCCUUUUUGCAUAUCCGGACACUCACCGCCACCGCCUGGGGCCCAACUAUCUCCAGAUACCUGUGAACUGCCCCUAUCGUGCUCGAGUGGCCAACUACCAGCGGGAUGGCCCCAUGUGCAUGCACGACAAUCAGGGUGGUGCUCCAAACUACUACCCCAACAGCUUCAGCGCACCGGAGCAACAGCGCUCAGCCCUGGAGCACAUGUCCCAUUGCUCCACGGACGUGCAACGCUUCAACAGUGCUAAUGACGACAACGUCACUCAGGUGCGGACAUUCUAUACGAAGGUGUUGAACGAGGAGGAGAGGAAACGCCUGUGUGAGAACAUUGCCAGCCACCUGAAAGAUGCUCAGCUCUUCAUUCAGAAGAAAGCAGUCAAGAAUUUUACUGACGUCCACCCUGACUAUGGGGCCCGCGUCCAGGCUCAUCUGGACAAAUACAAUGCCGAGAAGCCUAAGAAUGCAAUUCAUACCUAUACGCAGGGGGGCUCUCACUUGGCUGCAAAGGAAAAAGCUAACCUGUGAGGCCCAGGUGCUCGACCUUGCCCUCCACCGAGAUCUCUCCUGAGGCAGAGCACAGGGUGCACCUGUAGUCGCCGCUGGACCUGCUCUCCUUCUGAAGCACAAGCUCACGCAGAUGUCUUUAAAGUGAUAAUCGGGCUUCCAGAGUAAUAGCAAUGCUUUUGAUGCUGUUUCCCAAGGGGGAAAUUAAAGAUUAGGGCUUAGCAAUCAUUUAACAGAAACUUGGAUCUAUAUAGACUUCUGUUCAGAUUAUUCAUUUAAAAUACUACAUUUAAAAUGAUGACAAGAAAGGUUUUCUAGCCAGAAACAUGAUCUGAUUAGAUAAGAUAAAAAUCUUGGUGAAAGUGAUGUUUUCUCAUGUUACCUCAUGGCCUGAUAUAUAUAUCUCACACACACACACACACACACACACACACACACACACACACACACACACAAACCACACAAAUGAAGAAGAUAAAGAUAGAUUUCCCUAAGGUCCUUAUAAGCAAAACCAUACUUAAUAAAUCCGUGUCUUCCAUAAAUAACUUUAGCACUGUUGAAACUUAAUGUUUAUUACUGAUCAGAUUCUUAUUUUUCACUUGAAAUUAUGUUUAUGCUAAUACACAGUGAUUUCACGUAGGUUGAUUUGUACUUGCUUACAUUUUUACAAUAAAAUGACCUACAUGUG